AGACAUGCUGGCCAACUCUAUCAAACAGCAAGCCCGUAGUAUAACAUCUUCAGCAGUUCUUUGUAAAAAUAAGGCUGGAAAGCAUAAGGCAACUGUAGACAGGUCCAGGAUGUUGACUUACGAAAUGGCUCAAAAGCCACACCAUAUUGGCGUCAGGAAAUCAUGGCUCACAUGGCAUUCGCAGAACUUGGAAGAAUUUAGACAAUCCCAACCUCUGGUUGUAGCACAAGAUGAAGUUGUAAGGAGGUUUAUAAGAGGUUUCUUCCCACAGAACAUUGUCGUCAGUGGAAAUGAACUUGUGAUUAAGAGGAAAGGUAAUGUACUCACAGUAGCCGGAUUUCUACAGCAUUCACGACGACUUGACAUUAGAAGGAUCUAUUGGAUGUUUGGUUUCGCAGAAGAGUUCUUAUCAAUCCUUUUGAAACAGCCAGUGAAGUUAGAGUUAUCGUUUAUCAAGAGCGAGGCUGAUGUAGCAUACAAUUACAUUUAG
This is a messenger RNA of Auanema sp. JU1783, 490 nucleotides long. NCBI's taxonomy places the organism in Eukaryota, Metazoa, Nematoda, Chromadorea, Rhabditida, Rhabditidae. The record is from the annotation of a GenBank genome assembly.